This is a messenger RNA of Ceratitis capitata (Mediterranean fruit fly), 5408 nucleotides long. It is a transcript of the gene Remo, whose product is annotated as adhesion G protein-coupled receptor A3. Gene Ontology annotation, biological process: cell surface receptor signaling pathway; G protein-coupled receptor signaling pathway. The transcript is spliced from 4 exons. Lineage: Eukaryota; Metazoa; Arthropoda; Insecta; Diptera; Tephritidae. Gene Ontology annotation, molecular function: G protein-coupled receptor activity; protein binding. Gene Ontology annotation, cellular component: plasma membrane. Bases 283 to 5277 code for a protein of 1664 amino acids. The record is from RefSeq and is a predicted model, not a curated record.
AAAAGUUUGUUGAUGUUUAUUGUUAUUGUUUGUAGUAUACUUAAACAAAAUAAAUUGUGCUGGUAAACAUUUUCAUAUUUGUUAGUUAUUCACUUCUGAAAAGCGGUACAUAUAUCAAGAUUGGAGCAACCUGUCAAUAAAAAGAUGUGAAAUUUACUUAAGCGAUAUUACUCAAUGGCUGCGAGGUCUUAGCAUCGAGAAUUGUGUAUUAAAGAAGGAUGCUAUUUCGGGCUGUUGAUUUUAUAAGUUAUAUUGUGUAAGCGAAUUCCGAAACUUAGGAAAAUGCUCCUUUCUAGUUUUUGUGUUUGGUUAAUGCCAAUAUUUUGGCAAAUGGAAACAUAUUUAAUUGACGCAGCAAGUAGAUGUCCUACAAAUUGCCAAUGUAAAGAUUCCUCAGACAAUAGUUCCCUGAUUCGAAUAAAAUGCGGAGGUACUGCGGAAACAUCGAUUUCGAGAUGGGAGGAAAUAAAUCUGACAGAAAUAGCACCUUUCGUUAUAUCUCUGGAUUUAAGUAAUAAUGCGUUCACAACAGCACAAAGUCAAGAUUUUUCAAAUUUUACACAGUUGAAACGUUUAGACUUUUCUUCUAAUUUGUUUCGAAAAAUUGAUAAAGAUACCUUUGGAGGAGCUUUGCCUAAUCUUGAGCGUUUAAAAUUGAGUAACAACUCGAUACGGCAUAUAUAUUCUGGUUCUUUUGAAUUAUUGCAAAAUUUAAAACAAUUGGAUGUCUCAAAUAACCCAUUAGUUUGUAAUUGUGAUUUAGUUUGGCUAUUAGCGUGGACUAAUAGUCAUCUUAUAAAACUACAACCAUCACCAAAAUGCGAGUCUCCUAUAUAUUUUAAAGGUACAUUGUUGAAAAAACUUAAAGUUGGAGUGGACUUACACUGCGAAUCUCCGUUACAAACACUUUUAGAGCUAUUACCAAUAAACAAUCAGGUAGCUUUCGAAGGAGACGAACUUGUAAUGAAAUGUCGAGCUCCUCGGGUCGCUAUCGAAGUCCCUCGCGAAUCGGAAGAUAUUUCAACAACACACAUCUUUUGGGGAUGGUCAGAAGAGGUUCAACGUUCAAACUCUUCCAAUGAUAUGGUAUACAAAGAACCAGAAAAGGUAUUUAGAGACGUUGAUAUCUCGACAAAGCAUAUCUCUGAUUCAGGAAUACUUAAUUCUGUGCUCAGAAUUGGACGGAUCUCUAAGCAGCAUUCCGGGAAAUGGGUGUGUACAUUGAAUUCACAACAAGCAAAUUUAUCGAAAUCAAUUGCUGUUGUUGUCAUUUCAAAAGAAACUACUUAUUGUAAUGUGUCAGUUGUACGUACCAAUAAGGGAACUUAUUAUUGGCCUCAAACAAUACGAGGUCAAAUAGUGAGUCAACCAUGCGUUGAAAAUGAAGAAAAGAAUCUUUUAGUAACAUAUAGUUGUAAUGAAUACGGAAAAUGGGAAAAUCUAAAUACGAGCCUUUGCCCUUUUGUGAGUGAAACUACAAGAAUAUUAGAGCAAAUUUCAAAAAUGAAUGUGAGUCUAACAAAAAAAAAUGCAUUCGAGAUUGCUGAACGCCUUCACAAUUUCACACGUACUCAAAUAUACCUAAAUAAUGUUAAGGAUUCAGUGGACUUAGAAUUUAUAACGCGUGCACUUAAAAAAUACAUAGACUAUGUACCGUACCAUCAAGAUAUAUCAUACAUUAUCCUAAGCAUAGUGUCUGAGCUCUUAUUGUUGCCAAAAUUUAUGUUCGAAGAGGCGCAGGCUAAAUUCCAAACUAGCCUUAACAUGUUGCAUAUCGUUGAAACAGCUUCGUCCCAUAUUCAGUCAUUACCUCCUUCAUCUCAAGAAUUGAAUUUAGAUUCUUGGUCUACUCCUUGGAAUAUAUUUUUGGACUCCUUCAAUAUUCAUGUAGAUUCCUUUACCGGUAUUUCUUGUAUUUGGUUAAAUAGUGCUACAAACAUGGGACGCCGCAGUUUUGAAUGUAGCACGGCGAAUGAUACAUUUGCAAUGUUUGAGAAGCGCAUAGAUGCUGCCAUACAUAUUCCAGUCAACAAUUUAUUCGACAAAUCAGACAAGUCACUUAGACUUAUGGUUUCUGUUUUCCGCAAUGGAAAUCUCCUUAGCAAUAGCUACAAAAAUAAUUCUUCAGAAGAUAUAAAAGGCUCACUUCUUACAUCCGUCGUAAUAGGCGCAAAAGUAGCAGAACAAUUGGAUGAUCUACAAGCGUUGAACGAUAUAAGUGAAAAAAUGUUUGUAAUGCUACGUGUACAUCCAUUUCAUAAUGAAAUAAGUUCCCCAAUACCUGCAUGGUGGGAUAGUGAUAUCAAAGAUUGGAAUCCUCGGGUUUGCCGCAAAUUAUAUUUUCAUCGAGGUCUGUUGUUGUUCACUUGUAGGCGGCUAGGUUACUAUGGGCUUCUUCAACAUACUGAAUAUCUCAAUGACUAUGCAACCGAUGGCUCAGGAGCACGAUUUAAGCUUGCACCAACCAGUAUAUACAUAGGAAGCUUAGUGGUUUUCUUCUGUGCAUGGAUUAAUAUUGUGACAUUUAUAAUUUUUCGCAAAGCUAUACGAAUGAAUCGUCAACAAAUACAUUCUCUGGUGAAUAUAUGGCUAUCUGUCUCAUUAUUGGUCGCAGUGUUUGCACUUGGUAUAUUCCAAACGGAAAAUCAAUACAUUUGCAGAAUAGUCGGUAUUUUACUGCAUUAUUUUUCAUUAUCUGUCUUACUUUGGUUAUGCGUAUAUCUAAGUAACUUAUACAAAGGCUUGUCCAAAACCUAUCGACUAACAACUGAACCUGAUGUGCCAAAGGAUAUAAAAUUAAAAAAAUCUAUUUUAAGUAUAUAUUUAGUCGGCUGGGGUAUAGGAACUAUUAUUUGCGGAAUAUCGAGCGCCGUUAAUAUCAAUGAAUAUGCUACAUACUCAUUUUGUUUCCUUAACAAUACAUCGUCUUUGAAUGCGUUAUUAGUUCCAGCAAUAAUUCUUAUUAUAUUUCUCGCAAUACUCAUGCUUUGUGUAUUUUGCCAUUUGAACCACAAACCUUUACAUAUCCUGGAAAGUACGCGGUUUGGUGAAAAUACUGUUGUUACCGAAAAUAUUGAUUUGGAUUGGUUGGAUUUAAAGCAGAGUGCAGCAGUUCGAGGAAGCCAAAAUUUCACUGGUGUCGAUCAGUACAAGAGUCUCACCCUUAGUAAUCCAGUAAGUAGUUUAAGUGAUGAUUUAGAGCGCUCAAGUGUAGCUCAAUUGCGAGCUCAUUUUAUAUUCCUUAUAUUAUUCAUUAUUUCUUGGAUAUCAGCAGCAAUAUUUAUCAAUCAAAGUGUAGAGAAUGUGCAAAGUAGUACAGUAUUCAGUAUAGUUUUCGCAAUAUCCUCCUCUUUGUUGGGGUUGUUUUUAAUCACAUUUUAUACGUUGUCCAGAAAUGACACAAGAAGUGCCUGGGGAAGAAGGUUCUGCUUACCAAAUGUAUUAUGCAAGAGUUACCAAAAAAAAUAUUAUGGUACACCUGUAGCAACAACAAUGCAUGCGCACAAAAGUUCAACUUUCUAUGACGCCAGCACUUCUCGUUCCAGAACUAACAGUCAAUGUUCAAGACAUCAUAGUAAUAGUGUGCGUAGUAUGAAAAGUAAUUCACAUAAAAACGAUCAAAUUAUACAAAACAUCAGUUGCCCUUUGCUCGGCACAGUAUCGUCCAACGUAAAUCAGGCAGCGAUUAUCAAUAACCAACAUAAGCCAAAUAGUCUGGCUGUUGUGCCUAUGACAUGCGAAAUACCUAGUGCCGAAAUAUUUUAUAAUCCAAAUCAAAUAAUUGUAGCUCGAAAGUUUUUCAAAAAGCAAAAGCGUUUAGCUAAACGUAAUAAUUUCGAAUUACAACGACAAGUUGACCGCGUCGGCUAUUUGGAAAAUGCGAGUGACAUAUCAUCUCUGAGUGGAAGCGAAGUCUCACAUAUUUAUAGUAAACGUCACAACGCCAUUACCUUAUUAAGAGGCGGUAGUAAGGUUAACAACACCAAUAUAUGCUACAAAUCGAAUCCAUGUACAAAUUAUGGUUCAAAAUCUCCGUAUUAUAAACCUAUUGAAAAUUCUCUUCACUUAUCAGGGAUAAAUUCCGACUGUUUUCCACGAAAUCCCUCCUCCAAUUUUAUUGCAAAUAUAUAUACUAAUAUACCCGAGACAAAAGAACCAAAGCAUGAAAUAAUUAAGGUUAGAAAUCAUAACAAACCAAGUUGCACUGAAACACUAAGCGAGCAUGAAGAGGAAGUCGAUAAUGAAAGUAAUAGCUCUUUAAAUGAUAAAAAAUGUCCGCUAUAUCAGAACACUUCGGAAGUAGCCUCACCCAAUGCAACGCGACAAACGAUAGCUUCAAGUUCAUUGGCGAAACCUCCGCAAAUGAUUAAUGAAGAUAUUGAAGUUUCGAACGCUUGUCUACCAAAUGUCAAAGAACUUCACAUUGACCAUGAACAAAAAAUUAACGAGUUCACUAGCACGGACCAGAAAACUCGACAUCGGUCCAAACAUUCCAAGUCACUCAAUAAUCUGGUUGACUCCGUCGAGCAAUCGAAUAGGUUUCUAAAAAAAAAUCAGUCAAAUAACUCGUUAAUUGCUAGCUUAGAACAAGAGGAAGCUGGAUCAUGGAAUAGUAGUUCCGUAAGUGUCUCCUUAUUAGUUAAUGAAAGCCAAAGAAAACAAAAAAACCUUAAGCUGAAAAAAACUGAUCUUUCUGGAAAAUUUGAGUUUGCCAGUGAAAAUAAUGUCUUCAAUAUUCCGCAUGCAGUUACAGCACAUUCAGUCAGUCCAACUAAUGAAAGUGAUUUCAACUAUCAGAAUUCUGAAAUUAGCAUAAAAAGCCAUGAUUUAUAUGAACCGCAACCCGACAAUGAUCUUAAUAUGACAUUAACUGAAGAAUUUCCCUAUCAGUCAUCUAAUACAAGCGAUACAGAAGAUCAAAUAAAUGAUUUCGAUGACGAAAAUCUGAGAAGCGAAUAUCUGGGGCAUCGAAUGAGUGUAAAUGAUCAAUCUAUCGAUGAACUUUAUGAAGCUAUAAAACAUCAGAACCUGACAGUUAUUACUCCAAGAAUGGAGCUAAGUAGUAAUAUAAAUGGUAUUGAGUCGUCAGAUGAGACAUCAACACCUUUUAGGAUGGCAGCAUCUGAAACCUUAUCGUUGGCUUCGAAUCCAACAACUUCCUCUCGUAUAAGUUCUUUGUCUAAACCUUUUUUAGAAGCUUCCAUUGAUACUUUAGAGGAUGACAGCAGUCAAAGUAGUGUUAUUUCAUAUAUUGACAAAAAAGGCAAGAAAAGUUAGAACUAUUGUAAAAACGGUCAUACGACCGCCCUUAGAAUUAAGUAUGUGUUUUACUUUUGCUAAUUAGUUAAGUUAAGCUUAGAAUUAAAAACUGUAUACAAAUAAAAAUAUAGAAAACAAUUUUUAUGAAA